GGUCCCCGCCCCUUUUGCAUUAUUUAUGAGGCAGGGGUGCAGGGUGCCCUCAUUGGGCGCGGGGAGGGGUCCACGCGCUGAGUUCUCGCCAUGGCGCCCGCGGGGGGCUGCCGGGGCUGGCUGCUGACGCUGUGCGCGGUGCUUGUGUGCCAGGCCGGUGCCGCCAUGGAUAGCCUCGUCUCCGUGGACUACGAGAUCUUCGGCAAGGUGCAGGGCGUCUUCUUCCGCAAGCACACGCAGGCCGAGGGGAGGCAGCUGGGGCUGGUCGGCUGGGUCCGGAACACGGAGCGGGGUACGGUGCAGGGGCAGGUGCAGGGCCCGGCCGCCACCGUGCGGCAGCUACAGCAGUGGCUGCGGGACACGGGCAGCCCCAAGUCCCGCAUCGACCGAGCCGAGUUCCGCAACGAGAAGAAGGUGGCGACGCUGCAGUACGAGGACUUUCUCAUCCGGAAAUAACCGUGGGCGGCAGGAGCGCAGCCUGGGUCGGCCCGGCCACCGCCUGCGGGGACUGGUAGUGAGACCGAGUUCUUUGGGGAAAGGUGAUGUCUUGGCCGACUAAAUUUAGAUAUCACCUUUCCCCAAAGGACCUGGUCUGGCUGUGUUGUUAAACUAGCACGGCUACACUCAACCCCCUGGGACUUGCAUUUUGUUGUAUCUUGUUACUGUAUUUAAGGUAUUGGUUUGUCAUGCUGCUAGGUGCACCCUGACACUUCCUGCAUGUGCACGCAUGGGAGAGUUGGACUGUGUUCAAUAAAGGGCUCACUCGGACACCCAGCCUUUGCUGCCCGAAUCUGUGCUGAAUGCAUUGGAACAGCACAAAUGGAGAAUCAAAGACCUCGGGUUUCCACUGUGGUGCCAUUUUUCAGAUGGUGCAACACGUUGUGAACGAUCACCCGAUUAGAUCAUUUAAUGGGAUCUAAAAUUAAUCCAUGCAGCUACCCCUGAAGCAGUAGAAUGGUUAUCAGAUUUGGAUAUUAAUCUACAAAUGUUGUAAUUCUAAAAUGUCAUAUGAAAGAAAAACAUUGGGACAGUGGUGAAUGGGCCGGCCAGCUAGUAGGUCACUUACUCUCUGGAAGUGUCACCCUUGACUGGGGAACUGAGACCGAGAAACCAAUAGGUUAGGGAUUUAGCUCCAUUCCAGUUGAAUAUUGUUGGAAGAGAGCUGUAAAUCACUCCUUUUAUAUCUUUAAAAAAAUCUUGCGCUCUUGGACAUGAAUGUCUCUCUCUCCAAUCCUACCAACAGGGAUCAUGUCCAGGCAUAUUUGUAUUGACUGCCUCAUCUAAAUUUUUUAGCGGCAGCGUUGAUUUAUUAGUAGGCCAACUUUCACCCAACCUGAGAAGGUUGUAAGAGGGUUGGUAGGAAAUGCCACUGCUGCUGAGGUUGCUGUUGGGGUGGGGUGAUGGCUUACAUGGGAUGGUUACAAGGUUCUGUCCCUUUAAAACUGGUUUAGUAGGAACCUGUUCAGUGGUUUGCUACUGUUGAAAUAAGAGGAGACUUGAGUGUUAGGCUCUUUCUGGAGACUGACAAGAGACCGGCUAGAGCUGUCGGCGGGAUGGGUUUUGGAGCACUGAGGAAACUGCUGUGAGGCCUGCCAGCUUGUUUUGCAGGUGCAGCUGCCACAGUGAGUCUGACGUGAGAUCAGACUAUUAGGGUGACCCUGAAGUUUUUCCCUGGCUCCUUUCUGUAAGUGAUCCUGGCCUGUUCCUUCCAGCUGUACAGUAACAGGUUUCUUCAGCAGCCUGAUUUCUCCCCUCCUCCCUUCCCCAUCCUGGAUCAUCCUGUGGUAAAUGUCCACUGAUGUGUCAACCCUUGUCUGGGACAUGGGGAUGCUACUGUUUGAUAGCCUGUGGGCCAGGCCAGUGCAGAGAUCCUUGCUCACUGGAACUACAGGGAGAAGGAGGAGAGGUGAUGCAGGAGGGAGCCUGACUUUCAGCAUAGAGUUAGGGACAUCCUCAGGACAUACCCUGCCAACACAGCCCUGCCCCCUUCCCUUCCCUUCCCACCCCAGCCCUUGCUAGACACCUCGCGCAGGCGCGCGAAAGUGACGGGCCGCCGCCGGGUUCCCUCACCGAGACUGGAUAACUACAUUUCCCAACAUG
Molecule: messenger RNA, 2100 nt
Organism: Alligator sinensis (Chinese alligator)
Lineage: Eukaryota; Metazoa; Chordata; Crocodylia; Alligatoridae
Gene: ACYP1
Product: acylphosphatase 1
Exons: 2
Coding region: 91-456 (121 amino acids)
Molecular function (GO): acylphosphatase activity
Source: RefSeq, a predicted model, not a curated record